Equus caballus (horse) is the source of this 4267-nucleotide messenger RNA. It is a transcript of the gene TMOD3, whose product is annotated as tropomodulin 3. NCBI's taxonomy places the organism in Eukaryota, Metazoa, Chordata, Mammalia, Perissodactyla, Equidae. Gene Ontology annotation, molecular function: tropomyosin binding. The record is from RefSeq and is a predicted model, not a curated record. Gene Ontology annotation, cellular component: cytoskeleton; myofibril; striated muscle thin filament. Gene Ontology annotation, biological process: pointed-end actin filament capping; myofibril assembly; muscle contraction.
CAGCCGCACGGACAGCGCCGGCGGGUUGGGGGAGCUGCUGGCGGGUGGAUCCGGCAACUCCCUGGGAGGCAAGCGCGGGCAGACGAACGGGCGCUGGGAACUGGGCGGCAGGCAGUCCCCGCGGGUCUGUGAAGGAGGUCGGUGAUCCCAGCAGGCGCCAGCCAGCUUUAAGAAAUAGAAAUCACUUCUCACUGCACUGAAUAGUGAAAGUUAAGUGACUUCCUACACUGCAAAUCAUGGCGCUACCAUUCCGGAAAGACUUAGAAAAGUACAAGGACCUGGAUGAAGAUGAGCUCCUUGGGAAUCUCUCAGAAAUGGAACUGAAACAACUGGAGACUGUUCUGGAUGAUCUUGACCCUGAGAAUGCCCUUCUGCCUGCAGGAUUCCGGCAGAAGAACCAGACGUCAAAGUCCGCCACAGGGCCGUUUGAUAGAGAACACCUCCUUUCAUAUCUGGAGAAGGAAGCGUUGGAGCAUAAGGACAGGGAAGACUAUGUGCCCUACACUGGGGAAAAAAAAGGGAAAAUAUUUAUCCCUAAACAGAAACCAAUACAGACUUUUACAGAAGAAAAAGUCUCUCUCGAUCCGGAAUUAGAAGAAGCUUUGACAAGUGCUUCUGAUACAGAAUUGUGUGACCUUGCAGCUAUUCUUGGGAUGCACAAUUUGAUAACAAAUACACAGUUCUGUACUAUAGUGGGAAGUAGUAAUGGUGUGGACCAGGAACAUUUUUCAAAUGUGGUAAAAGGUGAAACGAUUCUUCCAGUAUUUGAUGAGCCCCCAAAUCCAACCAACGUUGAAGAGAGUUUAAAGAGAAUUAAAGAAAAUGAUGUUCGUCUUGUUGAAGUUAAUUUGAAUAACAUAAAGAAUAUCCCAAUUCCAACCCUAAAAGAUUUUGCGAAGGCUUUGGAAACCAACACACAUGUGAAACAUUUCAGUCUUGCAGCCACCCGGAGCAACGACCCCGUUGCUGUUGCUUUUGCAGAUAUGCUGAGAGUGAACAAAAACUUGAAGAGCUUAAAUAUGGAGUCCAACUUUAUUACAGGCGCUGGGAUCCUAGCACUGAUUGAUGCUUUAAGAGAUAAUGAAACCCUGGCCGAGCUCAAGAUUGACAAUCAGAGGCAGCAGUUGGGGACAGCUGUAGAAUUGGAAAUGGCCAAGAUGCUUGAGGAAAAUACAAAUAUCCUUAAAUUUGGAUAUCAGUUUACACAGCAGGGACCCCGAACCAGGGCAGCUAAUGCCAUAACGAAAAACAACGACUUAGUUCGCAAGAGACGAGUUGAAGGAGACCACCAAUAAAUGCCACCAAGCUGUAGUCUUUGGAAGACUUCGAAAGGUCGCCGAGGGCUUGUGUUGGUGAAAGCAGAUGUAAAAUUUUCCUAGGUCUAAGGGAAAAGACUGGAAAUCUUUCUUUUUCUUUUUUUUUUUAAACUACAUGUAUCUUUUUUCUAGUUUAAGUUGUUACCAGUUUCCAAUUGUAAAAUCAAAAGUAGAUGAUAUUUUGUAUUUUAAAGCAUUAUUUCUACUUUCUGCGAAAAUCAAUUUUAAUUUAGCUUAAUUGAAUGAUUUAUCAUGAGUCUUGGGUUAAAAAAAUGCAAUUGUAGAAUUGCAUUCUGCAGAAUAAUAUGAAGAUUUUAAGGACCAAUCUUUUUUAAAUCAAAAAGGGACAUUGCGGAUGUCAGAACUGCUGUUGCACCUCUUAGGUACAAGCCACGUCAGAGCUUUCCUUAUUCCAUGACAUGGAGACUUUUCCAUGUUUUAGAACACACAAACUUGGCAAGAGUGUGCUUUUUGCUUCCAUCCAGAAAGCAAAAUACCAGAAUUUUAAAACAGAUGACUCAAAAUCUGGUCAUUUGUUUAGGAGGAAAAGCAGAUCUCAAGGACAGAGAAAAGGGUCUUCUGCACAUUCCAGGUUACUGCCCUUGUCAAUGUGUCUCAGCAACACCCAGAGUUGUUUUCAACAAAGUCGUCAGCUUGGCCAGGUUCCAUGCUUUGUUCAAAAGUAUACGUAUGUCUAAAUUCAUCACAGUUUUUUAUUUGAAUAAUGUGGGCAUUAGUAAUUUUGUGAAAGCUGAUAGAACGAGCAUCUGAGUGGGAAAGCAAUUUCCCUGCCUGCAAAAGGCAUACAGCCAACUGUCGGUUCCUUAGAGGAAAAGAGAAAAGAAAACUGUUAUUAAACACAUGAAAUCAAAGAUAAUAAACACGAUGGAGUUUUAGUCUGAGGAGCAUGCAAAACGGUCAUUUAAACUGAUGGUUACUGUGAAGUAACUUAGAAAAUGCCAUGAGUAUAAAUUAAGUGUUGCACAGUAUAGUGGGAAGUUCCCAUAUGCAAUGCAGAAUUCCUGAAAUGGUAUUUAAUCGCCACUCACUACAAAUUUUCCCACCAGUAAGGAAAUUGUUAUUGUUCAUAAAUCUCAUUUUUAUUAUCUGUUUCCUUUCAUCUUGUACUUUUUUGCCCAUAUUGUAUAAGAGUAAUUUCUCAUAACAAAAGUUAUCUUCCUAUUGGUCAAAGUAUUAAAAUAAGGGGACAGUUGACCAGCGGGUGGGAAGACUGCCUCCAGAACCGAGGGCAAGAGAGGAUUUGGACCUCUGUAUUCAUGCCCUGUUUCAGGGCGGCCCCUGGAGCAGGCGCUGGCAGAGGCUUCAGGGCUACAGAAGUUGGGGCCGGGGUGGGGGGAAGGAAUCUGAGUAAUCCUGGCCUCAAAAAUUCAGUCCUGGCUGUAUCAUGUACAAGGGGGAUUUUUCUAGAGGGAAGAAUCUUGUUUCGGAGUAGGGGAGAGGUCUGCUGUCAAUUUUUUAAAAACUUUUAUGAAAUUGAAUUACAAAAUGUCAGCUCCUUCAGCUUGGGCUGGACAGCUCCUCUAAUGAGCUAGGCACCUUCUUGUGUACGACGGUAAUAAGCCUUCUUAAUGGGCAAACGCUGCCCUCAUAAGAACUGGGUGUAUUUGUUUUUUUGAGUCAGUAUCCAGUAUUUUUAAAGGGGCCAAAGAUUGACUUUGCACUAUUCCCUUUCAGUUACAGGUCACUGGUUUUGUUUUUUUUUUUUUUUCAAAUUAGCAAGUGUCUCUUUCUCUCUCUCUCUUCUUUUCACAUACAGCUUUGGAAAUGCACUUGGUUUUAGAGACUGCACGGUUCCAGCAGGGUGGGGAGCGAGUAUGGCAGGUCUGUAAGGCUUCCAUUACACACUGAGCAAGGCUUCCUUGCUUGCACUGUCCUGUAAGUCAAUAAAUUAAGUAAUGUUACCCCUUCCUCUCAUAAUUUUUUAAGAAUAAGUAGGUGGGACCCUCCCUAGAAUUGUGUCAUACUUAUUGAUAAUGUCUUUUUCACUUAUUAUUUAUCAAAGUGUGAAGAAGUUGAAUGUUUUGCUUGUACCAUUCCAGUUCUGAGCUACGAUACUUCAUUAUAUAAUUGAAGAAAAGAUUUCUUCAUAAAUAACUUUAAAGAUGAACAUUCAUUCAAUUGAGUACAGAAAAUCUUUCAAGAAUUGUAAUUACAAGGGAGAAAACUGGUGUUUACUUUGAUCUUUAAAAAUCUGGCACCUUAUAACCUUCUAUAACUUUCAGUAUUUCUAUAUCACUCUAAAAUUUAUAAUAGAUUAGGGUUGUGAAAUAGUCUUGAUUUUUAAACCAAAGAUUUUCUAAGACCUUAAGUUUUGUAGUCUAAUCAAUUUAAACUUAUCUGCUUAUCUAAUCAAAGAAUGUUCUUUCCAUUUUUAAAUUGCUGUUUUUAAUUUCCCAUUUUAUAAAAUUUGAUAUUCAUAUUUGUCUGAAGUUCUCAUUUUUCCAGUAUAUCUACAUGAAAUUGUAUGUAUUAAAAAUCAAUAUUAAUAACUAAUAUUGAUAUUAUUAAAAUGGAUUUUGGUGCUAUAGACUUGUAGCUAAAACCUAGUAGAAAUCUAAAGUAAAAUACAUUUUCUAAGGGUGCCUGUCGUUUAAAAGACCGAAUAAACAUUUUGUGUUUAAAAAAAUUAGCAGGUUGUUAGAGAUUUCAGGGAGAAUUAUCUUGGUCAUUAAAUUGCAAAUUCUUGUGAUUUGAAUGAAAUAACCCACACACUUGCUUUGCACAGUAGGUGUGCUCUGGAAAAGUUACAUGUAAAUAGAACUUUGUGAAUUGUUUGCUCAUUGAAGUAUCUGGUGUGUUUUCAUUUAAAAAGGGGAUCCCAUGGCAUAAUAAAACUUACAAAAGAAAAAAUAUGUUUUGAUAAAAUGUUAGUCAUGUUCUCUUGUCCAUUAUAUUUAACCCUUGCUGCCAUUAAAGUAAGAUGAAAAGAU